Molecule: messenger RNA, 2854 nt
Organism: Ceraceosorus guamensis
Lineage: Eukaryota; Fungi; Basidiomycota; Exobasidiomycetes; Ceraceosorales; Ceraceosoraceae
Exons: 5
Coding region: 135-2795 (886 amino acids)
Biological process (GO): spliceosomal complex disassembly; mRNA splicing, via spliceosome
Cellular component (GO): U2-type post-mRNA release spliceosomal complex; nucleus
Molecular function (GO): DNA binding
Source: RefSeq, a predicted model, not a curated record
CUCGCACUCACACUCACACUCACGAGUGGUCUUGCUCUCUUUCAGUCCGAAGUCUUGCGCUCAAUUGUGAGCCCAGCUGCGUAGCAUCUAGAGCGCUCAGAUCAUCAUAUCCAACCCCUGCUUGGUGCUCCAUCAUGGACCAUCAAUCCGCCGCUUCGGGCUCUGCUAGCGUUUCAUUGUUCAAGAAACGUAAACCACGAGGUGCAGCUGGGGGAGGUAGCUCCAGCGCCAGCGCCAUCUUCCCUUCCACUGCGGGCAGCAAGGAUCGAUCAAAUCUUACAUCCCUAGGCUCUACCAUUGCUAGCGCAGAGAAAGCGGACGGAGCUCAGAAGGAGGAGGAGAAGGAAGCAGAAGAAGAAGAAGAAGAAGAAGAGGGCGGAUCGGCAGUUCGACGAGCGGCGAGAGGUCGAGCGUCAGGCAAGUCGGCCCUCCUCCGACCUUCAACAUCUCGUACUGAUUCUGCACAGCACUUUGAUGCUGCGCGUGAGAGGAAGCGUCUUGGUCCGUCGCUGGGUGCGCUUGGCGCUGAGCGCGGGAUAGGGAUGAAGAGGAGCAUGGACGUGGGGAUGGACUCUGAUGCGGCGAAGAUUCGGACGGAGAAUCAGACUUCGUAUGGACCUGAAAUGAUGGCGAGCUUGAAAGCUGCCACGCCCCGCGCUCCCAUCAGCUCUGGUCAGACGCUUGACCAGGUGGAUGAUGAUGGGGUGGCGGAAAGUGCUAUGGAGCAAGGUGUGGGCUUAUAUGCAGAGGAGGAGAUACCGAGCGCAGAGAGGAUCGCCGAGCUCAAAGAAGCUCGUCGAAGAGCGGCCAGGAAUGGCAACGGCAGCGCCGCUGCUUCCGGAAGCGGACAUGACGCGGCUGCUACAGAUUACAUCUCGCUGGCGGAUGAUGCGGUCAAGAUGAAAGGAGGCAGAAGCGGACGAUUGCAGAGGGACUCGGAUUCGGAUGCGGAUGCGGAUGAGCAGCAAGAUGAAAUGGGACCUGCAUCCAGUCGGACUCGCGGUCACACGGAUUUGGAGAUGGAGGAGGAGGAGAAGUUUUUGAUUGGUAAGAAGGAGAGGAGGGAAGAGGAGAGACGAAAGAGGGAGAUUAGAAGAGAGGCGGUCUCGAGGACUUAUGCGAAGGAGGACGUUGCCACGCAAAAUGGCGGCAAAGAGGAUCAGCUGGAGAGCGAUGAUGAGUGGGAGAAAGCUCAAUUGAAGAGGAUGGGACUGGGAUUGGGUGAUGAGAAUGUGGAGAGGGGAAAGAAGAAGAAUGGAAGACCUUAUCAACCCGCGCCCAUUCCCCAAGUCACGCCUCUUCCCAAAUCUGGCACGACCACCAGCACACUCGCAUCGCGUCUACUCGCGCUCGAGGAAAUGGAGACGUCGCACAGGAACGUCAAGGAGCAAGCUAAUAGAGGCCUGCAAGGAUUGAAAGAGGAGGAAGAGGAGAGUAGGGGGAGCGUGAAAGAGGCGCAUGAGAAGUUGCAAUUCUUCAAGACGCUCGAGGAAUUCGUUAUUGCACUGGCGGUACUGUUCGAGGAGAAGGGCGAAAUGCUGGAUUGGCUCGAGAGGCAGGGAGAAGAUGCUUUGGUGCAUAGAACGCAAAGAGCUAAGCGACAGACUUUGCAGGUGCUGUUCAAUAGUCUGGCCUUGUUUCACGGACCGCCCACAGCCUCUUUGGAUCCUGACGUAUCAGAGUCCAGCGAUCAAGACGUCCGCCCGAUGGACUUCGAAACGCCUGCACAUGUGAGCGGAGGGGAUGUGCUGGGCGCAUCGGAUCAAGAGGCGCAGCAAACGCUUCAAGAAGUCCAAUCGAGCGUCGAAAACCUGCUUUCGGACGUACACUCCAGCGUGUUCAGGUACCCUUGCUCCAUCGACCAAGCGGAAGCGCAAGGGGCACGCGACGAUGAAGAUAGCGUGCACGGCCGAUUCGAAAAGUGGAGAGGAGAGUAUACGGAAGAGUAUAAUGUGGCUUGGGGAGGUCUGGCCCUUGCGGACAUUUGGAAUUUUUGGAGCAGGAUGGAAAUGUGCGCAUGGGAUCCUUUUGCAUCUUCAUCUGAAUCAGCGCUUCCUUCCACCUCCGCCUCGACGGAGGCGAAAUGGAAGGCAAGAAGGAACGUCGCGGAUCUGUCCGAAUUUGCUUGGCAUCGAAAUUUGUCGAGCUUUGUGGAGAGAUGGACAGAUGAACCUGUGGGUGGCGAUGAAGAAGCCAUCGCUACGCUGCUCAGCAGCGCGCUGCUUGCGAAGCUCGUCAGACUGGUCCAGGGUGGAGCGAUGAAUGUUUGGGAUAAGCGCCAGACGGAUAGCCUACUGCACAUCGUGGACCAAAUGUCCUUUGUGUUGGAUUGGAAAGGUGUCCAAUUUCAAUCCUUCAUCGGUCUGAUCUUUGAGAUGUGCAGAAGACAAAUAGAGGUCUUUCAGGAUGCCACUUGGUCAUCCGUCGCGCCAAUUCCUUCUCCAAGCGCAGGCGCGCCUCUUCAAUCCCACCUCCGCUCCGGCGACGCUCCCGAAUCCGCACGAGCACAGGCAAGACGCAUCGUCCUGGAGAAGCUGUUGGAUCUCCUGCACAACCUGCACAAAUGGUCCCGCUUUGCGCUCCUGCAGGACAAGGAGCGAAACGAUGCGUGCAUUGCGCAGGUGCUGGGAGGAUGCGCGUGGAAUUGGAUAAGAGGAGGGUGCGAGGGGCACGCAGCAGCGGCGCAAGUCGAGGAUCUUGUUGCUCGGAUUUUGAAAGAGUUUAGAGCGGGCGGCGCGUUGGGUGCGGACUUGACUAGUCGAUACACCAAUCACCUCAAACAUAUCGUUUCCUAAAAAAAAAAAAAAGGGAGCGGGCACACCUCUACCGCGUUUCCCCCAUCUUGAUUCACGCG